This is a messenger RNA of Didymodactylos carnosus, 504 nucleotides long. NCBI's taxonomy places the organism in Eukaryota, Metazoa, Rotifera, Eurotatoria, Philodinida, Philodinidae. The record is from the annotation of a GenBank genome assembly.
AUGGAAACUCUUACUAGUGGACGAUCAAAGAGAUCGACAGCGGGAAAAAACUCGAAAUAUGAUGAACGGAACUAUAUGUUAGUAUCAUUUCCAAAAUUGAAGAAACAUGCUAUGGUCCCAUCUCUGUUAGUAAACGUUGACCCGUUAGAUAAACAAAAUGGAAAUAUCAAAACGAACGGAACCAGAAAACCACUUCGAAUAAUUUGUGCUGGGUCAAAGUCAGAAGUUGCUGAAAGAAAAACAAGAUUUGAACAAACAACUGAGAGCGAAGAAGUUAUUAUUAAUCAGGACGAUUAUGAAAAUGACGACGAAAAUAGUGGUAUUGAAGACACUGAUAAUUAUGCAACAAAGACAGCACCUCAUCGUUCGAAAUUAACUCAGAUGACACAACCUUAUAUUGGCUUCCCAUCGGAAAGUAACCGUUUACCUUUAACAACAAUUCAAGAAAACGAUUUUUCAACGAGUGAUAUGCAAAGACAACGUAUCAGUUUGUUCUUUUCCUAA